Carassius carassius (crucian carp) is the source of this 870-nucleotide messenger RNA. RefSeq names its product H-2 class I histocompatibility antigen, Q10 alpha chain-like. Gene Ontology annotation, cellular component: external side of plasma membrane. The annotation marks the transcript as partial. The transcript is spliced from 3 exons. NCBI's taxonomy places the organism in Eukaryota, Metazoa, Chordata, Actinopteri, Cypriniformes, Cyprinidae. Gene Ontology annotation, biological process: immune response. The record is from RefSeq and is a predicted model, not a curated record.
UUUCUCCUCACUGCAGAGAAACACUCGCUGUAUUACAUUUACACGGCUUUGUCCAAACCUGUCGAUCUGCCGGGCAUCUAUCAGUUCAGUGCUAUGGGUCUGCUAGACGACAGACAGAUCGACUCUUACAAUAGUGAGGAACAGAGAAAGAUUCCCAGACAGCAGUGGAUGAAAGAGAAAAUGCAGGAGGAUUACUGGGAGAAAGGCACCCAGUCCAGAAAGAGCAAAGAACAGUGGUUUAAUGUGAAUGUUGAAAUUCUGAUGAAACGCAUGAGACACAAUGAAUCAGAUCUUCAUGUUCUUCAGUUGAGAGUUGGUUGUGAAAUUGAGAAACAAGGAGAUGAAGUGAAGUUUUCCAAAGGCAUUAGUGAAUACAGCUACGAUGGAGAUAACUUCCUGUCUUUUGAUGAUAAAGAGUCUCAGUGGGUCGCUCCUGUUGAUGCAGCUCUACCAACCAAGAGAAAAUGGGACAGUGUGCCGAUCCUAAACCAAUACACCAAAGGAUACCUGGAGAAAGAGUGUGUGGACUGGCUCAACAAAUUCAGAGAUUAUGAAGACGAGGAGCUCAGAAACGGUUUUCCUCCAGAUGUUCAUGUGUUUGCAAAAAGGUCUAUUAGUGACAAAACCAAGCUGAAACUCACCUGUCUGGCCACCGGUUUCCACUCUAAAGACGUGAUGAUGACCAUCAGGAAGUAUCACUCACCUCUGCCUGAAGAUGAGGUUGAAUCCACAGGAAUCAGACCAAACCAUGAUGGGACCUUCCAGCUGAGGAAGAGUGUGAUUAUCCAGGAGGAUGUAAAAUCUGAAUACGAUUGUUUGGUGUUUCACAGAGCCCUCAAAGAACCAAUUAUCGUCACAUGGGGUAAUUAA